GAUUGUACUUUGGCACGUAGACCAAGUAGGGUCAGAUUGGAGAUAAAAAAGGAGAGAAGUAGAAUUCCGUCUGAUUAAGUCUGAUACCGGUCUGAUACAAGGAAUAGAAGCACGUGCUUGUAUAGAGUUGCGGCUGGUAGGAGUAUGGCAUGUAUUAUGCAAAAUAAUAAUGGUGAUUUAUUGACAGUUUUUGUCGUUUCCAUCUAAAUUCAAGUGCAAAGCGAAGUUGUGUUAGAAUAACGUUAAAUAAGUUUCUCCCAUAAGGAGUGUGUAUAAAAUGAAUAUAAAUUAGUAUGACUAAAUAUAAAGAAGCUAUAAUGUUUGGUUAAUGCUUGGCAUUGAAACAAGGUGGUUUUCGUUUGAAGUUACAGAAGCAGCAACACUGUGCAUCAGUCACUGCCCUAACAUGUUUACCGUGUUAGGCAUUCCGUUAAUUGGGACCCUUUUCCUGCCUACUCUGUUGGGUGUCAUAACCUUUUACAUUAUUUGGUCCCUUUCCACCAGAAGGAAGGAUUCAAGCUGCACUGGUGGACUGAGUUCAGCAGCAAGAGAACCAAGCGAUCCCAUGCUUGCUGUGAAUGAUCUCACUUCGAAGCCAGAAACGAAAGUGUUUGGUAACAGAGCAGUUUCAUCCCCAAAUCUUCAGUCUGAAGAUAAUUCAUGUACUGAAAGCGAUGUAUAUAGUGUGACGCAAAUAAAGGUGCAAUAUGCUUCAAAUUCAAGGAGAAAAGUGUUCAGGAGUAAAGCAGGAGACCAGUGCUCACAGACUGUACAAGUCGUAAGUGACCUUACAAAGAAGAAUACAAGAAAGAAGCGUUGUAAAGGUAAACCUGGAUGUUGUUCAAAGAAGAAUGGUGCAAGUACCAUUUUAGAAGGAACCAUUGAAACUGUGAAAGUGUUUUUUGGUACACAGACAGGAAAAUCUAAGAUAUUCAGCACAGUACUGGCAGAAGGCUGCGAGCAGAGGGGACUGAGCUCGGAACUGGUUGAUCUGGCGAGUGCUGAUCCCGAGGAGAGGCUGCUAGAAGAGACAUCUGGAAACAGUCUCUGUGUAUUCAUUUUACCAACAUACACAGAAGGAAAACCACCUGAAAGUGCUGCUUGGUUUUACAAAUGGCUUCAGGAAGCUUCCAAUGACUUCAGAGUUGAAAAGGAAUUGCUUAAAGGCAUGAAAUUUGCUGUAUUUGGAUUGGGCAACUCGCAGUAUAAAGCUCAUUUCAAUGAGGUUGGGAAACAAGUAGAUGGGUGGCUGCAAGAACUGCAUGCUGCUCGUUUGAUAAAGCUUGGUAUAGGUGAUGAAGACACAGUUGCCAGCAAACAUGGAAGCAUUGAAGCUGACUUUCAAAAUUGGAAUAGCCAGCUGUGGGCACGAGUGGACAAGUUGAGGGCUGCCUGCCAGUGUGAUGCAACUGAACAAGAUCAGGCAGAAUCGUCGUGUGAUUCGAGUAGCGAAGGUUGCUAUUCUGAUGGCGAUAGUUCAGAACAAGAUUCACGUGGAAAUGGAGUCUUGGAUUUGGAGGAACUGGGCAGUUUCUCAAAUUCUUUGCUGGCAGCUCGAGAGAGAAAAUUUGAAGAUAAUUCACCGAGAGAAAUGGUGACUGCACUGCUGAAAGAGAGUCUGACCAAGCAAGGGUACCGAAUUGUUGGUACACAUUCUGGUGUCAAGCUCUGCCGUUGGACCAAGUCCAUGCUCCGAGGCCGUGGAGGCUGCUACAAACACAGUUUCUAUGGUAUAGAAAGUCAUCGCUGCAUGGAAACGACACCAAGCCUGGCAUGUGCUAAUAAGUGUGUGUUUUGUUGGCGGCAUCAUACAAAUCCUGUGGGCACAGAAUGGCGCUGGAAGAUGGAUCCCCCUGAGCAGAUAAUGACGGAAGCUCUAGAGAACCAUUAUAAUAUGAUCAGACAGUUCAGAGGUGUACCUGGAGUUCUGCCAGAGCGAUUUGCAGAAGGGAUGGACGUAAAACACUGUGCAUUAUCAUUGGUUGGUGAACCAAUUAUGUACCCAGAGAUCGGUAGUUUUGUACGGCUCCUCCAUGAACGUGGAAUUUCAACAUUUCUGGUCACAAAUGCUCAGUUCCCAGAAGCCCUGAGAGAUUUGAGUCCAGUAACACAGCUGUAUGUGAGUGUGGAUGCCAGUACCAAAUCCAGUCUCCGUAAGAUUGACCGUCCUUUAUUUAAAGACUUCUGGGAGAGAUUUAUAGACAGUCUGAAAGCCCUUUCUGAAAAGGGUCAGCGGACAGUUUAUAGACUCACACUAGUGAAGUCGUGGAAUGCAGAUGAAAUCGCAGAUUAUGCCAAAUUAGUUGCCAUUGGCAAACCAGAUUUCAUUGAAGUAAAGGGUGUCACUUAUUGUGGGACUUCCAAAGCUAGUAACUUAACAAUGGAGAAUGUACCUUGGCAUGGAGAAGUUUUAUCAUUUGUGAAGAAACUGGGAGGUCUGUUACCAGAUUAUGAUAUUGCUUCAGAACACGAACAUUCCAAUUGUGUUCUGUUAGCUCAUCAGAAGUUCAAAGUUAACGGAGAAUGGUGGACCUGGAUUAACUAUGAUAAAUUCCAUGAACUAAUGAGGCAGUACUAUUUGACUGAUGGAGCAUCCACUUUUACAGCAGAGGAUUAUAUGUGUAAGACUCCUUCAUGGGCUGUGUUUGGGGCCUUAGAGAGAGGAUUUGAUCCAGCAGAGAAACGUUGGCAUCGCAAGACAUUGCCAAAAAAGGAUAUAUCUGGCUGCUGAUCUGUAUUGAGUGUAGUGAUAACAAAAUGCCAUGUAUAAACCAUAAUUUAAAAUACAGACUGCUUUUAUUAUUAAUUUAAUUAAAAUUUCUAAUUUAUGAUCUUACACAGUA
Messenger RNA from Cryptotermes secundus, 2843 nucleotides. RefSeq names its product S-adenosyl-L-methionine-dependent tRNA 4-demethylwyosine synthase TYW1. NCBI's taxonomy places the organism in Eukaryota, Metazoa, Arthropoda, Insecta, Blattodea, Kalotermitidae. The transcript has 12 exons. The coding region runs from base 329 to 2731 and encodes 800 amino acids. Gene Ontology annotation, molecular function: catalytic activity; 4 iron, 4 sulfur cluster binding; FMN binding. Gene Ontology annotation, biological process: wybutosine biosynthetic process. The record is from RefSeq and is a predicted model, not a curated record.